Messenger RNA from Neolamprologus brichardi, 3576 nucleotides. The record is from RefSeq and is a predicted model, not a curated record. Lineage: Eukaryota; Metazoa; Chordata; Actinopteri; Cichliformes; Cichlidae.
GCGGAUUAAACUUUGUCUCAGUUCGGGUUGCACACCGCGGACACGCGCACACUGCCCGCUCUUUCUGGAGGUUUUUCUUCGUCUCUCCGUUUGAUUUUGGAUCCUUUGGACUUUACGCACUGGACCUGUGGACGCGCCAUGGCACGCUCGCUGCUGCCGUGUCUCCUGCUGCUCGCCUCGGCACAGACGGCUCUUACCGCUGGAGUUUUCGAGCUCAAGAUCGACUCCUUCACCAGCUCCAGCGGCAUCUGUGGCCAAAAGUCUGAGGACUGCCUGGUUUUUUUCCGCGUGUGCCUCAAACACUCGCAGAACGUUAUUAACCCGGAGCCGCCGUGCACGUACGGCGACGCGCUCACGGAUGUCUUCGACGCCGACUCCAACUCCAUCUCCGAGAGCGAGCCCAUAAGAGUGCCGUUUCCCUUCAAGUGGCCGGGGACCUUCUCUCUGAUCAUUGAGGCCUGGAAGGCGGACGCUCCAGGACGCUCCACAGAGAAUCAGAACAACCUGAUCAGCCGGCUGGCCGCCCGCCACAAGCUGAGGGUCGGAGAGGACUGGACCAAGGGCGAGAACACCAGCAACCAGAGCGAGCUGCGCUACUCCUACCACGUCGUGUGCAAUGAGUUCUACCACGGGGAGGCCUGCUCCGCCUACUGCCGGCCACGCAACGACACCUUCGGCCACUACACCUGUGACAAGGAAGGGAAGAUUAACUGCCUGGAGGGCUGGAAAGGAGAGUACUGCACAGAGGCCAUCUGUGCAGGGUGCAGCGAGCAGCAUGGUUUCUGCAAGUCUCCCGGGGAGUGCGUGUGCCAGCAGGGCUGGCAGGGCAAGAGCUGCGACGAGUGCGUCCGACACCCCGGCUGCAAACACGGGACCUGUAAGCUGCCCUGGCAGUGCGACUGCAGGGAGGGCUGGGGCGGCCUGUACUGCGACCAAGACCUGAAUUACUGCACCAACCACAAGCCGUGCCAGAACGGCGCCUCCUGCACCAACACCGGCGAGGUCUUAGCAAUCAGGGAGGAAAAAACAAAGAGUAAUCAGCUGGUGUGCAUUUCCAAAAAAGCGUUUUUCUCCACAACUGAGGUAAAGGUCAGGGUCGGGGUCGGGGUCAGGGGUCAGGACUCGGAGAACGAUUACUCCUGCACGUGCCCUCAGGGUUUCUACGGGAAGAGCUGCGAGAUCAGCGCCAUGAGGUGCGCCGACGGGCCGUGCUUUAAUGGAGGCACUUGCAUGCAGGAAGACGCUGGCGGGUACACCUGCCGCUGCCCGUCCAACUUCACAGGCUCCAACUGUGAGAAGAGGAUGGAUCGAUGCAGCAGCAGCAGCCCCUGCACUAACGGUGCUCAGUGUUUCGACGUUGGCAACAUCGUCAUGUGUCGCUGUCAGCCAGGCUUCGCCGGCUCUCGCUGCGAGACCAACAUCGACGACUGUGCCAGCAACCCCUGCAGGAACGGCGGCACCUGCUUCGACAGAAUCAACAACUACAGCUGCACGUGCACCCUCGGCUUCUCCGGCAAGGACUGCACGGUGCGCGCCAGCCUCUGCGACCAGUUCCCGUGCGAAAACGGCGGCACGUGUUUCACCCACUUCACCGGCCCCGUGUGCCAGUGCCCGCGAAACUUCAUGGGCACGCGCUGCGAGCACUCUCUCAAGCCAACUGUGAAACCGGCCGCGACUGGAGACCCUCCAGCGGCCAUGAUUGCCGCUAUCGCUCUGGGAAUAGUGACAUUUUCCCUGCUGGUGUGCGCCGCCAUCUUCGUUCUGCGCCACCUGUACCGGGGCAGGGAGCUGAGAGCCCUUUCCACGUCAGUAAAAAACGACCUGGAGACGGUGAACAACCGCAACGCAGUGAUUGGCGGAGGGGCGCCCAAGAACGGGAGCUUACCGGGAGCGACUCUGGGCAGCCUAAAGGAGAAAGAGGCCUUUCUCCUCCCGGGAGCUCAUCUUAAAAUGUCCAAUAAGGAUGUAGCGCUGGUGGACAAGGGCAGCGACAACGUGGCCAUGUUUAAAAACAAAAUGGCAGACUACAACCUGGCGAAGGAGGAGCAGCACCUGGACAAGAACAAGUUUGACCUUAAGAAAUGCGAGCCGUCCGUCAUCGUCCCUCCUCUCAGUUUUGCAAAGGACAGUCUGUAUCACUCAGUGUUCAUCAUCCCAGACCAGCUGGAACAGUGUGUGUUUGCUACUGAGGUAUAACCUGAGAUUUUUCAGACCACCAGCAAAGGAUCUUUUCUGCUGAGGGCCUGAAAGCGUUUUGUCCAGAACAGUAUACCCAGAGGAUCUAUUCUCCACACAGUUUCUUAAUUUAAUAUUUAUUACUGCUGCUCAAUGGAGAGACUUCUGUUUUUUUAGUCUGCUUGGAUACUGUCAAUGUUCGGAUGGCAAUGAGAAGACGAGGGAGGAAAGACUGAACGUCCGGCAUCAUUUGCACUAUUCAUUCUUUAAAUCUUGCCCUGACCUUCUGUCUCUGCACGCUUUCUUAAUCUUCUGGAUCCACGAUCGAAACGAUCGAAGCGAGAAUCGUCCGCCUCUCACACAGACGGGUGCCUUAGCUAUGCUCCCUAAUUUCGCAAUCAUCAGAGGACCUGCUCGCAGAAAUGGGAGGCAAACCUUUUUCUUUUAGGUCAAACAGCCGUACCUUUCCACAGAUAAUGUAUCUGUGACCUGGGCCGGAUAGUUUGUGAUGCUUCUGUCGUCCACCUUCAAUCGCCGUUCAAUUUUUCCUGUUCAGUAAGAACAAUAUCCGCCUUACAAUCACCAAACCUGCAGAACCCAAAGUGCCUCUGUCCCUAAAAACAUCAAAAAGACUUGAAGCCAGCAAUCAGAGCGAGAACUUCACUGUCUGAUGUUCUCCCAGAAGACUGGACGAGUUUUAUUAUGGUUUUAAUGGUAAGUUGUGUUCAAAUCCUGAGCUGAGCCUGUCAGUCCGCCCAUCUCUGAGUUGUAUCUCCAGCCUUCAGCCCUGGAUAUUAAUCCCUGUGUAAAUGAUGUUUCAGGUGAACUGUGGGGGGGCGUUGUUCCCCUAAUAACAAUCAGCUGUUUCCUGCCUUUCCGCCUUGUGAAUUGAAAGAUAAUCAAAGUCGAACCGUUGGGCUGGAUUCAUCGUACGGGUCCAUUUUUUCCCGGCUGAAUUUUAUAUUUCUAUUAAUCAAAAAGCUAAACUUCAAAGCUGCCUUCAUGAAACCGCUGCAGACCCACUUCAGUCGGUCUGACGAUAAAAACGCCGCUGACGGGUUUUUUUGCUUUUAUAUAAGAAAAAAAGAAAACGUUUUAUAUCAGUGAAGGACUCCAAAGAGAGUUUUUAUUCCUUUGUUUUUUUUAAUAAUCCAUUUGAUACCAAAAAUAUGUGUUGUUCUUGUGUAGACGUGUCUUUGUAUUAUCUUCAUUAAUUUAAGAGAACAAUGCAAUGUGUACAUACCUCCCAGAAGAACGUUUUCCUAUUUAAUUUCGCUCGUUGUAAAUAAUUUUGUAUUUAUGAAAGAGAAUUGUAUAUAUGUCUAUGUUAAUGUGCCUAAUGUCUCCAUCAGAAUCAACAAAUAUAUAUUUUUCUUAAAUAAAUUAGAAAAAUAAUAUUAA